CGGCGGGGGCUUCCCGGAACCCGCGCGCCCCGGCCGCCUGCGCCCUGGCGCGGCCAGAUAAGAGCGGGCUGCGCUAUCGGCGCCGCGCAGCCCGGAGCGGGACGGGGCGCAGGGCCCCAGAGGCGACCUUCUCCGCGCGCAGGCCGGCGCCCCGCGUCCCGAUGGGUUGUGCUGAGCCCUAGCUCGGUGCCGGGCGCAGGGGCGGCGCGAGACGGGCGACGCAGCUGCCAGGAGGACGGCGUGACGGGACCCUGGACCGCUGGAUGGGACUGGCUCAGCACCCACCCCUACAACCCCCACUCCCACCCCGUUUUGAGGACAAGUCGAGACCUGAGUUGUGGUCCCAGCUCAGUCCCAGGUGACGGCCAUGUCGGUGCGGGUGCGGUUCCUGUCCCCAGGGGACUCGGGGGCCGUGGGGGCCGUGGGCCGCAGCGCCUCCUUCGCGGGCUUCAGCAGCGCACAGAGCCGGAGGAUCGCAAAGUCCAUCAACAGGAACUCCGUGAGGUCGCGAACGCCUGUGAAGCCCUCCAAGACGUACGGCACGCUGCGGAAGGGCUCGGUGUGCUCGGACCCCAAGCCCCAGCAGGUGGUGAAGAUCUUCGAAGCUCUGAAGAGAGGCCUCAAGGAAUACCUGUGUGUCCAGCAGGCUGAGCUCGACUACCUGUCCGGACGCCACAAGGACACCCGGCGGAACUCCAGGCUGGCUUUCUAUUACGACCUGGACAAGCAAACGCGCUCCGUGGAGAGGCACAUUCGGAAGAUGGAGUUUCACAUCAGCAAGGUGGACGAGCUGUACGAGGGCUACUGCGUCCAGUGCCGCCUGCGCGACGGCGCGUCCAACAUGCGGCAGGCCUUCUCCAGGAGCCCACCCAGCCGCGCCUCCCGCGAGAGCCUGCAGGAGCUGGGCCGCAGCCUGCAUGAGUGUGCAGAGGACAUGUGGCUGAUCGAGGGCGCCCUGGAGGUGCACCUGGGCGAGUUCCACGUCAGGAUGAAAGGCUUGGUGGGCUACGCACGCCUGUGUCCUGGAGACCAGUAUGAGGUGCUCAUGCGCCUGGGCCGCCAGCGCUGGAAGCUCAAGGGCAGGAUCGAGUCUGACGACAGCCAGACCUGGGACGAGGAGGAGAAGGCCUUCAUCCCCACCCUGCAUGAGAACUUCGACAUCAAGGUGACCGAGCUGCGGGGCCUGAGCUCGCUGGCCGUGGGCGCGGUCACCUGCGACAUCGCCGACUUCUUCACCACGCGGCCGCAGGUCAUCGUGGUGGACAUCACGGAGCUGGGCACCAUCAAGCUGCAGCUGGAGGUGCUGUGGAACCCGUUUGAUGCCGAGAGCCUCCUGGUGUCGCCCAGCCCCACGGGCAGGUGUUCUGUGGGCAGCAGGAAGGGCUCCUUGUACAGCUGGACACCCCCGAGCACCCCCAGCUUCCGGGAGAGGUACUACCUGUCUGUGCUGCGGCAGCCGGCGCAGCAGGCCUUGCUGCUGGGCGGGCCGAGGGCCACCUGCAUCCUCGGCUACCUGUCUGACGGCGACCUUCGGGGUCCCGGCCUGCGGAGCCGCAGCCAGGAGCUGCCCGAGAUGGACUCCCUCAGCUCCGAGGACCCCCGGGAUGCGGAGACCAGCACGCUGGCGUCCACCCCGGACGUGGGGUUCCUGCCCUCGGCCAUCGGCCCCGACGCCUCCAUUGAAGAGGAGGCCCAGGAGGCGCCCCCGUCCCCGGGCCUGCUGCCAGGCAUGGCCCACCUGGCAGGGGGCGCGUUUGUGGAGCGGCCUGGCUGGAGGGACUUGGGGGCAGAGAGCCCCAACCUGUCGCAGGGCCCGCCGUUCCACGCCUGCGCCACCUCCAGUAGCCAGAGAGGCCCAGACGAAGAGGAAACUGGGGACAGAGCGGACGGGCCUGGCGUGGCGCUGGAGAGGCCCCUGCAGGAGGUCCUGGAGUCCCUGAGGUCCGCCGACACCGCCCAGCCCCCGCUGCGGGAGCUGGAGUACCAGGUCCUCGGCUUCAGGGACCGGCUGAAGCCGCGGGGAGCCCGGCGGGAGCACGCGUCGGCCGAGAGCCUGACCGCCUGCGUCCUGGAGAGCUUCGCCUUCCUCAGCGCCGACUUCGCCGCGGACCAGCUGUCCCUGUUCGGGGGGUCCCAGGGUCCCCGGAAGGACAGGACCCCGCCCCCACCGCCCUCACCGAAGUCGUCAUCCAGGGACGUCACAGCCGGCGCCCCCGAGCUGGACGUGCUGCUCGCGGCCCACCUCCACGUCUGCAAGGCUCUGCUGCAGAAACUGGUGGCCCCUAAUUUGUCACGGGUGGUGCGGGAGCGCCUCCUGGAGGAAGUGGCGCAGCAGACGCGGGUUCUGGAGACGCUUUCUGUCCUUGACUUUGAGGAGGUCGGCAAGGCAGCAUCGGUUGAAGAGAUCGUUCCACAGGCCACGCGGAGGAGGGGGUGCCUGCAGCUCUGGAGGGGGUGCUCGGGGCCCGGCGGCGUCCUGUCCUGCCCCGCGACGGCGCUACUGGACCAGCUCAAGAAAACGUUCCUGCACAGAGUCCGAGGGAAAUACCCGGGACAACUGGAGAUAGUGUGCCGCAGGUUCCUGGAGCAGGUGCUCAGCUGCGGCGGGCUGCUCCCCGGGGCCCGGCUCCCAGAAGAACAGACCGUCACCUGGUUCCAGUUUCACAGCUACCUGCAGAGGCAGAACGUCUCCGACUUGGAGAAGCACUUCGCCCAGCUCACCAAGGAAGUGACGCUCAUCGAGGACCUGCGCUGUGCCGGGCAGGCCAAGGCGUUGCGGAAGCUGCAGGGAAAGCGGCUGGGCCAGCUCCAGCCCCUGCCCCAGACCUUGAGAGCCUGGGCGCUGCUCCAGCUGGACGGGCCCCCGCGGGUGUGCAGGGCCGCCGGCGCUCGCCUGGCCGGCGCGGCCAGGAACGGAAGCUUCCGGGAAAAGGCGCUGCUCUUCUACACGGAUGCCCUGACCCAGGACGACCCCAAACUCCAGCAGGCCGCGUGCCUGGCGCUCAAGCAGCUGAAGGGCAUUGAAAGCAUCGAUCAGAUCGCCAACCUGUGCCAGUCUGAGCUGGAGGACGUGCGAGCGGCAGCUCGGGAAACCACACUGUCGUUCGGUAAAGUAGAGUCGGACGUCGUGUGCAGUGGGGUUCCCAGGGCCCUUAGACCAGGUGUGCGAGGGAGGCCACUCCCAACUCUCGCAACAGAGACAGAACAGCGCCUGGGACUGGCACCGUCAGCAGCCCCGGUGCAGAAUCAACCUCCACGUGCCACUGCACGCUGGGCAAGGCAGGUUUCCCUCACAGUUGAGGGGGCAGGAAGUGUUCCAUUAUCAUCUUAAACUUCAGUAAUCUCUGAAACCUAGUGAAGGAAGUCAGCGGCCACGUUCCAACUCAGCAGCCUCUGUUGCAGAGGGAGGGCGGGGCCGCUGGGUGGGCUCUCCACAGAUGCUCCUGGUGUGGCCCUUUCGAGACCCGAGACACAGGCGUCAGUGAGCACUGAGGCCACUGUGGCCUGCCAGAGUAGGAAACACCUAGUUGGGAGACACCCAAGUGACAGAUCAUCUUAC
Molecule: messenger RNA, 3559 nt
Organism: Microcebus murinus (gray mouse lemur)
Lineage: Eukaryota; Metazoa; Chordata; Mammalia; Primates; Cheirogaleidae
Source: RefSeq, a predicted model, not a curated record